AGUGAGAGCUCUUUCCUUUUCACUCCUCUCCGUUAUCACUGUGUGUCAGCCGUUAGAGCCUCAGGAUGAAGGAUGAUGGAGAAGCUUCAGCCCUGACAAGGAGUAACAAGAGAAAGGCGAAGUGAAUGUGCAUGAGGCCUCCAGGCCCUGCUAGGAGAAUCCAUGGAGCCAGAUGUCAUGCCCAUGCACUCCUCCUCCCCCCCGCCACUGGACAAUGGUGGGGCAGAGGAAGAUGAGUUUGGCGACUAUGGGGACUUCUCUUUGGGGGUGUCCUGCUCCACUCUUGCUUUCACUGAUUUUACUGAACCACCAUUCAGCCUCAGACAGCCUUCUCCACCUACAGAACCAGCCACUCAGUCACCCAACUCCAGCUUUAAUCACCAGGUUGAACAAUCCCAACCCACAUCCACUGUGAAAUCAGGGUUUAGUAGUUGUGAGGUUGAUGUCAAAGGACAGCACUGUAAUGUAGAACCUCCCUCGCACCUCACGAAUGGCUGCCUUGAAAGGAACCAUGCAUCUGAGCACUUAGCCUCUGGGACCCAAACAGCCUCUGUGCCGAUUGCCUGCUCUCCCACGGAGGAAACGGGAUUUGCGGACUUCACUGCAUUCUCAGAGCAGGCAGCACCACACCCGUGGUGUUGCGGCUUCUCUGCCAUGGGUGGCCCUGAGCAUUGGGAUGGCAGAGCAGGAAAGACAAACCUUGCCAGCAGCUUGGGUGAACAGCUUUGUGAUUCAGGGCAAGAGAUCAUCAUGGAGUCUGAACCUUGCACGUCUAAAGCAAAAGCAAAUGAUUGCACUAUGGUCAAGCACUGUGAGCAAAAGGAUGCAGCGCCCAUUCAACCAUCUCAGGAUCAUCAGCCUCAGGAACCUGUUGCUGCACUGGCUUUCCCACCUGAGGAGCCCCAUCCCGGGGAGGAGGAGCUAGGCAUUCCUGGAGAGAGUCAGAGGGGAAGGACGCCGAGUACCAGCCUAAAUACCAACCACUCACAAACCUCAGAGUCAGAGGAUGGAGAGGAGAGUGUUUCCCCUCCUCACAUAACCAGCCUCUAUAAGUCUGUUAGUCAGGACUUUGGAUCCCUCUGUGACAUUGUGUCACCAGAGAGGCCUUCUGAGGACUUUGACCCAAGCUGUUCAUGCCCUGCUCCCCACGAGGACAAAACCGAUGACGAGGAGGAGGAAGAAGACGAAUUUGGCAUCUACAGGCGUACUGACUCCUUGGCAAAUCUCAGCCUAGCACAGCCUGACCCAGAGGAGGCUCCUCAUCAUCAUGGCCAGUCAGAGUCUGCGAAUCAGGAAAACUCUGCUACCUCCAGUCCGUUAAAAUCUGGGACAAGCACGAAGGACGGCCUUGACAACUUUAAAGAGAGUCGCUUAGCGCAUCACAGUCACCAAGACCAUGACCAGACAGUUGAUGCAGGAGAACAGGGUGUCGGCAGCCUCCCGCCAAGUGACAGCUUUGCAGACUUUUGCUCAGCGCCCAUAGAAGGGCAUGGAGAAGGUUGCUGGGAUGAGUUCAGGGACCAGGGUCCUCACACGGAGGAAAAAACAUGGGCACAGUUCAAUGAGGAAGGCAGGACUGUGCAAACUGAUGGGAACACUGAGCGGGAUACGUGGGGACAAGACGGAGCUGCCAAUAGGGAUGGCUUGCAGGCCUCAUUGUCCUGUCGGGUCCAGAGGCUACUCCAGGCCAGUUUCCCUGAGGUGGUGGUCCAAACAGUGGAGGAUGAGGAGGGGGUGCCCAGUCUCAGUGCUGUGUUUCAGGCCCAACACCGUGCUGAGGACAGGGGAGAGGAGAGGCCCAGACAACAGCAGCUGUGCACUAGAUUACAAUGGGUUCACUGUGGCACGUGGUGGCAGCACCAGGAUGCAGUUGGCCUCCAGUUCUGGUGGGGUGGGUCCCAUACUAACAGGACUCUGCUUGGGUGCCUUGGUGUGGACACAAGGAACAUUGUGUUUACUGGCCUGAGGAAGCAGCCAGUGGUUGUGCCUGCUUUUGCUUCCAGCCUGGGAAUGCUGGAGCCCACCAAAGAGUCUGUACCAGCUGUCAGUUCUCCAAGACGCACAGUGGUCACAGCACAAGGACCUCCAGGGCUCCAGGACAGCCAGGGACCCUCAGCAGACUCGGUGCAGGAGGCGCUUCCUCCCAGCCAGUUGGACUGGAGUAGCAGUGGCCUUACCAACUCUCAGGACGGCUCCUCUGCACUCAACCUGGAUUAUUUUGGUCCUGUGGAGGACAGUGGGUCCAGCAGCAGCAGCCGCAGCAACAGCCCUCCACCAGGAGUUGACCCUGUCCUGUAUGAACUGACCAUCACCAAAGUGGAAACCAGCGUUAGCAGCAGCCACCUAGAGGACACCUUCAAUCGCCUUAUGUCCACUGCAGAGAGGACCAGCACCUCAGUUAGGAAACCUCCCCAGGAUGAGGAGCUGAGUGCAGAGGCUGGGAGGGUGAUCUGCAGCCUGCCUGACCUGUCGUUCAUGAAGGCCAAGGUCCUCAUGUUCCCAAGCAUCCUCAUACCCAGGGAAUGCAGUUCUCCAGCCUUAGAGUGAUGUGUGCCCUUUCCCCACACACACACACUGCUUUGAGAAAUCCAUUAUGCUAAAAUUGAUCUCCACCCCACAGCAUGACAGCAUGACUGCUACAGAGACCGAAAGGAAUUUCUCUCAUUUUUUGGCUCUUCAUUUUCCUGAAGGUGCAGUCUACAGUCCUCCAGCAACAGUGAAGUGAUCUCAGUCAGAGAGGCAGAGCCAGCACCUCCCAUCUCCACUCAAUCUUAUUCACUUUUUCAUAUCGUUCUGCUCUACUUGCUCUUCUUUGCUGUCAUAGAAUCAUCCUACUUUUUUUUUUUUUUUUUUUUUUUGGUCUGUCCGUCUGACUGUUCAUGGACAAAAUGUGGGGUCUCAGGUGAACAUUAAAGGGCAAAAUUUAAUGUUUCGAACUUUUAAAGGCACUAACUCCAACAGCACAAAUCCAGCUUCGGUGAAACUCACAUGCUGUCCUUACGAGUGACGCUGAUUUGCACCCUAAUGAGGAUGCUCUGUAAUAAAAGGUUUGAAUUUUUUUGUUGAAAUAUGACAGUUCAGAGACGACUGGUCUGAAUGGAGUGAUGACACAUCCUGUCACUGAUUGGCCAAAGUGCUGCUUGCAUCGCUCUUAUAGGUUGACAUGUUUUCAAUUAUUUUCCAUGCACUUUUCUCUCUCAUGGUUCUUCUCAGGUCACAGGAUUAUAAUCAGUACACUCUGACUGAGAACCUUUUAGUCCUACUCUUCACUGGUUGCCUGAACAUCAGCUAAAUGACUUCAGUGUACUCGACUGUAAAAACACUUCUGAUUUGUGCAGCGACGUGCAGUUUGUAGGAAAAUAUUCCAUGUAAAGAUCAAAUGGACAGUCUGCCUCACCGAUGUGUACCUGAGUAUGAAGUUCAUUAUCAAAAACAACAUCAGAAGCACUGGGAAUAUUUAGAGAAACAUCUUGUGUGACUGUAAGCCGGUGUGGUGUCACGUCUGAACGUUUCUGAAGACAAACAUGUAUUGGAACUGUCCCUCUAACAGCUGUCAUCAACCUCAUCAACUCUACAGCCACAUCAACUAGUCCCAUGCGCUGUGAAUUCAACAUGCUGAACAGAAUCAGUGAGAAGAGUGACUGGGAUUCAUAUAAGUCCGGGGUGUACUUUCUUGUUGGUGCCUUUUACUAUAUUUUGGUCAGCGAAGAGCAGAAUCUCCUCACAUACAGCAGAUCACGUAUGGAUUUAUUAUGUUAUAAUCAGCAUGCUGCAGAGAAGCAGGCCUCCACUGCAGCCUCCGUUGUCUCUUGUGUGCUCCACUGUCUGUUUCACAACAAACACACCUCUCCUCGAUGCUGUUUGUUAUGGUUCCUUUUGUUGUAAGUGAUGUGAAAACACACACACACACCACUAAAUGACUUGGGAGACUUUGUUAGAGCAAACUCACCAACUUCAAUUAUGGCUUAUUUAUUGAAUGUUUUAUUGUUUUAUUUAUCACGAAUACAUGCUAUCAACUUAUUUAUUAAAGAUGAAGGUGUUCAUGUUCUUACAUGCUUUGCAAGACUAAAUGAAUGUACUUUUCCUUUGGUUUGACAAGGCCUGAGAAAAGGGGCCCGUUUGAAGAUGCAGGAGAUAAAUUUUAUCCACAAACUAUGCAAGAAUAUUUUCCAUGGGUGAAUCUUUAACAAAUUUUGUACUUUUGUGUCUGUACUUGAAUAGCUACCUUGUAAACUGUGUUCAAAGAGGUUUUCUAUGGAACCCCCAAAGAGUCAUGGUGAGAAUUUUCUUUGGGUGUUCCCAUGACCCUUGAGGGGCUCUGUGCUAAUCCAGCUGAGCUGCUUGAUUGCUUUUUUUCAUCUUUUUCUUUGUUUUUUUUGCAUAACAUCAAACCUAAAUUCACCAAGAUUGGAAUAUGGACCAUGUAGAAGUAACCACAGUAAAUAUAGUCAAAUAUAAAAAUAAUUUAGGAGCGAGUCGGCAUUAUUCUCACCUCAUGAGUUGAAUGUAAUUGUGUCUUCGGUUGUACAUAUACCUGGUUUGCAUCCCAAUCCUAGUGAACCGUGUUAGAACAACAUCAGUUAUUGUCAGUUUUGUUGAUUUGAAGUACUGGGAAAG
Myripristis murdjan (pinecone soldierfish) is the source of this 4617-nucleotide messenger RNA. It is a transcript of the gene aftphb, whose product is annotated as aftiphilin b. Gene Ontology annotation, cellular component: trans-Golgi network membrane; AP-1 adaptor complex. The transcript is spliced from 10 exons. NCBI's taxonomy places the organism in Eukaryota, Metazoa, Chordata, Actinopteri, Holocentriformes, Holocentridae. Gene Ontology annotation, molecular function: clathrin binding. Gene Ontology annotation, biological process: intracellular transport. Bases 163 to 2547 code for a protein of 794 amino acids. The record is from RefSeq and is a predicted model, not a curated record.